This is a messenger RNA of Nilaparvata lugens (brown planthopper), 5116 nucleotides long. Its product is annotated as dnaJ homolog subfamily C member 2. NCBI's taxonomy places the organism in Eukaryota, Metazoa, Arthropoda, Insecta, Hemiptera, Delphacidae. The record is from RefSeq and is a predicted model, not a curated record. Gene Ontology annotation, molecular function: Hsp70 protein binding; ribosome binding. The transcript has 2 exons. Bases 908 to 2818 code for a protein of 636 amino acids. Gene Ontology annotation, biological process: regulation of translational fidelity; 'de novo' cotranslational protein folding. Gene Ontology annotation, cellular component: cytosol.
AGUUAUUAACUGUAGACCUACUAUUUACUAGCACGGUGUAAACGCGGAAUCAUUAAUUGGACGAAAAUAAAUAGAUAACUGUAUCAGUAUAUUAACAAAAAUAAAUAUUAGACUGAAUAUUCACAAAAUGAUAUUUUGUUAUUAGUUCAAAAAACGGUAGUGUGGAUAUAUAUUUCUACAAGUUUAGAUGUAUUUGUUUCUUGAAGUGUAGAUGAUAUAAACUCUUUUCAAAGUUAUUCAUUUAGCAAAUGAAUGAGUUGAAUGUGAUAAAUGACAAAAACUAAUAAAUGUGAUAAAUGAGUUGUCUACAACGAAAUUAUAGCUUUCUAAAAAAAUCAACUAUAGCCUUCUACGUUACUUUUAAGAAAAAUGAACUAUUUUCUAUUUCAUCAAAAGUUCACUAGAUAAUGUGUGCUCUCGCGGAAGUUAUUUAAUCGCGUUAUUUUAUUCACAAACAGAAUACAAUUAUUAUGUAAUUUCCUACAAUACCACCUGGAAAACUCCUCAUCGAAGUUAUUAAUCGAAAAAUGUGAUAUACUGUAAAUGAACUAUUGUAUCUACAGAAAAAGUACAAAUAGCUUACAUUAAAAAAAUGCAACUAUUAGGUUAUUACAACAAAGUGCUCUUCAGAUAUGAACUUUCGUCGAAGUGAUGUAUCGAUCGAGUAAAUCUAUGACUGAAUUUUUAUGACCGCAAUAAAUGAAGCUACCUUAUUAUGUUUCACAAGAAGAACAACUACAAAAAAUAGUUCUUAAUGAGGAAUUAUUGGCAAAAUCAUCUAUGAUAAAAAAAGGCACUGAGUGACGUCAUAGUGGAUGUCAUACUGUGGAGUCAAUGGUGGAUCCAAGCUACAGUCAAAGGUUACCAGCAAACUGGCCAUUAGUCGACCAGGAGCAACCAUAUCAGAAUGGGUGAGGGCCAAUUGGAAGGCAGCAGACAGCUGACACUGUCGCUCUACAAGCCAUGGGUGGUGACGCGCGACAAGGUGGACCCCAACCAGCUGCGCCUGGUACAACUCGAGAGCAGGGUGCGCAAGCUGAAAGUGGAGCGACCUCCUACCGAGCAGAAGGUCAACGGAGAGCUACCAGGAGCCACUGCCACAGCAGAAGAUGAUCCUGAGAAGGAUGACAAGCUACUCGUCAACGAAGAAGAAGAUAUGGGCUAUCUGCGGAGUCUAGACCCCAAGGAAUGGAAGAAACAGGACCACUACAAAGUGUUAGGCUUAGAGAAACUACGUUGGAAGGCAACUGAAAGUGAUAUCAAAAAAUGCUACCGCCGAAAAGUGCUACGUCAUCACCCUGACAAACGGAAAGCGCAAGGAGAGGAGGUGAGAGAGGAUGAUGAUUACUUCACAUGUAUUACCAAAGCUUGGGAGACGUUGGGAGACAAACUGAAACGCAGAUCCUACGAUUCGGUGGAUCCCCAUUUCGACGACAAUGUGCCCUCCAAUAAUGAAUACAACAAAGCACAUUUCUAUAAGGUUUUCGGAGAAGUGUUCGAAAUGAACGCGCAAUGGUCCGAGAAAACACCUGUGCCUAAAUUGGGCAACGCCAAGUCGACUAGGGAACAAGUAGAUAGGUUUUAUACGUUCUGGUAUAAUUUUGAGUCGUGGAGGGAGUAUUCGUAUCUCGAUGAGGAGGAGAAAGAAAAGGGGCAAGACAGGGAGGAGCGGAAAUGGAUAGAGAAACAGAAUAAAGCGGUGAGGGCGAAGAGGAAAAAGGAAGAAAUGGUUAGGAUUAGAGGCUUGGUGGACUUGGCCUACAGUAUUGACCCCCGUAUCGCAAAGUUCAAACAGGAUGACAAGGAUAAAAAGGUAGCCGCAAAGAAAGCGAAACAGGACGCGGCUAGAGCCAGACAGGAAGAGGAAGAAAGGGAGAAAAGAGAAGCGGAGGACAAGGUGAGAGCUGCUAAAGAGAAGGAGGAGGCGGAAGAGAAGGCUAGACAAUCGGCGUUGAAGGCGGAGAGGGAAGCCCAGAAGAGAGCGAUCAAGAAAGAGAGGAAAUCGUUGAGAGAUAUUUGUAAAAAGAAUGAUUACUUCAGUUGUAACGAGGAGGAACGGUUGAAACACAUGACAAGUAUGGAGAUGCUGUGUGAAGCUUUAGAUGCAGUACAGUUGGGUGUGUUAACAGGGCAGCUGCAAAGUUCGGGAAGGGAAGCCUUUUUGAAAACAGUUGAAGAAACCGAGAAGAAGAUCGAGGGUGAGAGGAACCAGCAUUUGGAGAGUAACAAAGUAGCAAAUAAUUCUGUAGUGGGAGGUAGUGGUGGGAGCAGUAAUUCUUCGAAAAAAAACUCAGAAUGGCCCCCGGAUGAGUUACAGAUGCUGAUCAAAGCUGUGAACAUGUUUCCGGCAGGAACUAACCAGCGUUGGGAAGUGGUGGCCAACUUUUUGAACCAACAUUGUAGCAACGGGACCAUGGUAAUAAGGACCGCUAAAGAGGUGUUGGCUAAGGCGAAAGAGUUGAAAGAUGGAGACUUUUCCAAGAGUCAGCUAAAAGACCAGGCCAACCAGAAGGCGUAUGACAAUUUCGAGAAGGAGAAGAAAACAACGGUGGCUCCGGUGGUGGAGGUGGUUUCGGAGAGGUUCGACAGUGUGGCGGAGCAGCAGGGCAUGCCUAAGGCGUGGACCAAUGAGGAGCAACAGCUGCUCGAGCAGGCGCUCAAGACCUACGGAGCAUCGACUCCCGAACGCUGGGACAGAAUUGCCGAAUGCGUGCAGACCAGAACCAAGAAGGAAUGCAUGAAACGGUACAAGGAAUUGGUGGAGAUGGUCAAGGCUAAGAAGGCUGCUCAGGCUUCGGUGGCGGCUAAGCCUAAAUAAGGCUCAUGCUAACAGGUUUAUGAUUGAAGAAGGAAGGUGGGUUUGGAAUGGACCUUCAAGGAGGAGAGUGUAGAUAGGGCCUUAGUUCCAAGUCCAAGUAGAGCACUAAUUUGUGAUGAGGGUAUUUGACUUGGUUGGAAUGAGUAAAUGAUGGCAAUAAGGAUAGGUUGAUGAAAUAGUUGUGUCGAUUUUGUUGAAAUUUUGCCUAUUUAAUUAAUAUUUUUAGGAAAUGUAUUAAAUUCACAAUUAAUUUGAAUAAUUAUGAAGAUUUUGCUAGAAGUUCAAAUUCAAGCUCAUUCUCUGACGAUGGGGAUAAAUCUAGGUUGUUGAAGUCGGUGUUAACGAUUUUGUUUGAAUUUUGCCUAUUUAGUAAAUAUUUGUAUGAAAUUUAUUAAAUUCCUACGAUAAGUUUGUUUUGAAUUUUUUGGAUGUUUACCAAUUUAGUAGGUUUUGUUGGGAAUUCACAAACUUUAGAGAUAUUUUUUUCUGAUGAUAAUUUUGUAUUCAAUUUAUGAUUAGUAUUAUUUGAAAAGUAUGUUGAUCAGACUAUUCCUCCCAAUAAAUUGAAAUGUAUGAAAUUGUAGGGUGUUUUUGAACAAUCAUGACGAUUUUGUUAAAUCUAUGCUCUUAAAAAAGUUUUUUCCCUAAUAGAAAGUACCAUCAGACUCUACCUUUGACUGGAAUAAUCAUGGAAAUAUAUAUAUUUUAAGAUUCAAUUGAUCCUAUUUUUUCCAACAGAGCAGUGUAUUAAAUUUUGUGAUAAUUUCAUUAAAUUAUGAUGAUUGUUCUACCAGUUUUUGAGAUGAUUUGCUGACGAGGAUUUGGACGAUUAGAUAUUAUUGAAUCUGAUGCAAGCAAUUUGAUAAGCUUUGUGAAUUCAAUUAUUGAUAUCGAAUUUUACAAAAUUACUUUAGUAGUCAUUUAUGAAAAUAAUUUGAUUAUAAAUUUUUUUCAUCCAACAUUAAAACAUUAGCUUGAAGAUAAAGUUGCUCUUUUUAUUGAAAGAUUAACUUAAUCAAAUAAUAUUAGUUGUCAUGUUUCAAUUUUAAAAUCAUUAAUACGAAGCUCUAUUUCGAUUACCUUUUGGAGGUUUUAGAAUGUAAUUUAUGAAGGCUAUUAUUGGGUUUAAAACAUGAUUGAUCAUUUUUAUUUAUUUUUAUGAUUUCAUAGAAAUUAACUUUAAUAUGGAAUUACUCCAUCUCAUUUUAUUAGAAUAUGCGUUUGUAAUUUUCAUUGACAAUCAAGUAAAUUAAAUUUAUCAUUUGAAAUAUUUUUCAAUUAAAUUUGAAUCGUAUACUGACUCCCAAUUACUAAUUUUUACUAACGGUAAUUGGAGAAUCCAUCCAUGAUAGUUGGAAUGCUAAGUCAUGGAAACUAAUCAAUUUUACAUUUGAAAAAACAAAGUAAAAUAGAAUCCUUUCUUAAAUUCAUUACAUGAGAGUAAGAAUCUUGAGCAAUAUGAACCUAUCUUGCCUGUCUACCUCUUUUUAUCUUGCAAUGAAGUAAAAUUCUAUUGAAUUUCAAUUAUAUCAAUUUAUUUUAUUACCGUAUUAUCUGAAGACAUUAUUUACUCUAAUUUGUUUCUUUACAACAAUAAAUUCUUGAUUACUAUAGCAAUUGAAGAUUUUCAAGCCUACUUGUUGAUUUAUUUUUCAUAAUUAAUUUUUAAAGGUAUUCAUGUAUGUAUUAGAAUAACUUGACCAUUACCGGUACUUAUGGUUUAUUUUCUCGAAAACUACUGUUUCCUAGUGACUUCUGUAUAUAUUGCAAUAAUUUUUUGAAUCUUUAUAGAACACCAGAGUUGUCUUCCUAUUGUAUUGGACUUGUUGAUUAUGGUAAUUUGUUGGAAACCCGCCUACUUAUUUCAACAAAUUAGUGUUAAAUCUAAGAAAUGAAGGUUCUAGAUGUAGAAAGAUUGAAAUCAUGCCAUAAAUAUAGAUGAAGGAAUAAAGUGUAUGAGGACUCUGGCUGAAAACGACUCUAUUUUUAUGAACUUUUUCUCAAAUUCGUACAAAUUGAAAAUAAUAAAAAAAUAUUGAGAACGAUUUGUUGCAUUUCUAACAAAAAUAAAUAAUAUAGUUCACUCAAUAGAAACGUUUUGUGAAAAUUGUGCGAAUAUUUUUCUAUGAACAUGAUCGAUUUUUUGUUAACAAUAAUUUAGCUUGUUAAUUGUACUUGAAGUGUACCUUAGUUUUUGGUUUUGACUUUUUUGUUGUAAUUACAAAUAUUUUCAAAUGAAAAUGACAUUUCUAGUGAGAUUUUCUGUUUUAAUUACUUCAAUAAACUUUAUGAUCAAAA